AUCUGCGCCAAAGUUUGUGCUUGCACUGGUUGAUCCUUGCGGUCAGUUCCAAGCAUUGUCAGGUAAUUAUCUGACAAUGCUCACGUCUACGGUUUUGAGCUGGCUGCUUUUCUUUGUGACCGCGCAUGCGUACGAAACAUGGCAUCUUGUAGAUUUGUCACAGGUCAUUUGUCCCAAGCCAACCAGUAGCAUGACCGAUGCGCCCGAAUUUCCGGAGUACAACCUGGGCAUCAACUAUACAAACGAGUUGCAGGUUGAUGCACCACAUAUCGUUGGCUUCAUUCGUGCCAGCAAGCAAGCUGUGUCAAUCACCUUCAAGAUUGAAGAUUUCUAUGGAGAGCAGGUGGUUCCGGAGACAACGGUGGAGCUACAGGAGGGGAGCGAUGCAAUUCCUUCCGCGUGCAGUUGCACCAAUCCCAAUGUUCCACCAGAGGUCUCUGCUACAUACGGUGUGGGCUAUGGAAGUUCCUGCGGUAAAUGGGAUGAAGCCCGGUGUGGCACCCUUUGGGGCAAUAUCACUGUAGGCGAUUGGUGCUGUCGCUCUUGGUGCUAUGCAACUGCUGACUGUCCAGAUGCCUAUCAAAGCCAAGCCAUCCCCGGGCAGUUUUUCAGCUAUGCAGCCUGCUCUGUGACACAUCCGCCACCAAGCACGUGCAGCUGGUCGGAAGUUCAGAAAAAGGCAGAUCCAUGCACCUGCAAGGAUCAGAGCAGCCUUUUCAAUGCUGCGAUGCAAGCGAAGUUUGUGGACAGCUAUGGCUCGAGCUGCAGUACUUGGGACAUGGUCAAUUGUGCUGCCAACUAUCGACCAGACCAGGUCGACACCUGGUGUUGCGCAAACUGGUGCUAUGUCGACAAAGAAUGCCCCAGUGCCGUUGCAUCCCUAAAUCCGGGCAUGGAAGGCAUUUUGUACUGGUCAGAUACAGUUUGUGUGGAUGACCCUGCCUUGAUGAUGCAGUGCCCGUACAAGCCGCAACCCAAUGUCUCUGCGACUGACACGUCGUGUGAUUGUUUGAAUGCGGCCAUUCCAACUUAUAUUUUGGAAAGCCUGGGUGUGAAUGUCACAUUUUAUGCUGACUAUGGGUCACAAUGCGGUCCACACGAUGCAGACGAGUGUGACAAAUUCUUUCCUGGCGCAGACCAUGCAAUGUGGUGUUGCACUUCCUGGUGUUGGGUGUCUGAGAAUUGUCCAACUGCUCGUGGAUCGACUUUGUGGCCUGGUCAUUUCUGGAGUGAGGAGCAUUGCGAGUUAGAUGCAGAAGCUGUGUCAGCCUGCAAGUGGGAGUCACUUUGUGAGUGUCGCGGGCAACUACCAGCUGGUACCUUUGAUGGAAACGGGAACUUUGCAGCAGAUUAUGGCAGCAGCUGCUCAGCAUGGGACUCCGUGAAUUGUAAGGUCGUAUGGGGAAGUGACGCAGACAGCAGUUGGAACACGUCUUCGGAUCAUGAAUGGUGUUGUGACUCCUGGUGCUAUGUGAACGAGGCUUGUCCCAUUGCCAAGAAGUCUUGGCUGGGCAUUGGCUUCUACUUCAGUUAUGAGACUUGUGAUGAUCCCGCCACCACCUACAACGAGCAAACCGACAGCUGUGAUCCACUCCGUCGACUUUCCGCCCGUCGUCGUUCUGGUAGCUUCAGCAGCAGCCGCCGCAGCUGGAGUUCUGGAGGUUCCCGGAGGCGUUCUCCGUAUGCGGCAUCGACCUCCGCCCGACGUAGAUCCUGGUCAGCACCAUCCACGGUCUCACAGCGACGCCGUGCCCCUCCACCACCAGCAGUGCGAAGGAGGGCACCACCACCACCGGUGCCAUCGCCCACGGAAGGAAGGCGAAGGAGUAGCAGUUUGAGUGGACAAACGUUUAGCACAACUCCUCGCAGACGUGCCACCAGCAGUGUUGAAGCUUCCCUACGGAGGCGGAGGACCAUUCCAGAAACACCAUAUGGUUAUGCGAACCGGCCACACAUGAUGAACAACUACGGCGGCACCAUGCCCUAUCAGACGCCCUACGGAUAUACAGGCUACAAUGCAAUUCCACAGCAGAGUUCCCCAAAUGUAGCCAUGUAUGGAGCGGCUGGAUUUGUGGGUGGUCUUGGAGCCGCGUAUAUGUACAACAACAUGUACAGUGAUUCGUGGGGUAUGCACCGUCGCCGUCGCUAUGGCGACUUCCACAAUCAAAAUUUUUGCAUCGUCACUGAUCCGGGAAGUCGCAAUGGUGCCUUCAUGGCAUGCGAGCAGUGCUAUCAUCUCUAUGGCUUUUCCAGCUGUCCGUCAGCAGACUCCUGCCGCACCGCUACUGGCUGCCGCUACACCACACCUCAGAGCUACAGUCGAGAUGAGUUGGCUGCGACUGGUUUUAUCCCUCAGGCCUACACGCCUCCUUUGAAGGUCAUCUUUACUAGCAUCACUGGGCAAGGAAUUGACACGGCAUCAAUCUGCCCACCUCUGACACCAGCCGACGUGGCAUUGGCCGAGCAGUUCAAUCGGACCAUGUCGUUCAAGCCAGAGCUUUUCCUGGUUCUUUCUCGGCAAGAUGUUUUGGAAGCGGCAGAACAAACCGGAGCUGCUACCGGCUUCGCGCCCUCGGCAGCUCUGUUGCUGAUGCUCGUCCUCCCCCAUCUCCACAAGUAG
This is a messenger RNA of Cladocopium goreaui, 2620 nucleotides long. The record is from the annotation of a GenBank genome assembly. NCBI's taxonomy places the organism in Eukaryota, Dinophyceae, Suessiales, Symbiodiniaceae.